AUGUCUUACCAACAGCAGCAGUGCAAGCAGCCUUGCCAGCCUCCUCCUGUGUGCCCACCUCGAAAGUGCCCAGAGCCCUGCCCUCCCCCAAAGUGCCCUGAACCUUGUUUUGAGCCAUGCCCCCCUCCCUCAUACCAGCAGAAAUGCCCUCCUGUACAACCACCUCCACCAUGCCAACAGAAGUGCCCACCUAAGAGUAAGUGA
Molecule: messenger RNA, 204 nt
Organism: Rattus norvegicus (Norway rat)
Lineage: Eukaryota; Metazoa; Chordata; Mammalia; Rodentia; Muridae
Source: RefSeq, a predicted model, not a curated record